AUGGACCCUAAUGUGGAUUACUCGCAAGUGCCCUCGGCCACACCACCAAAUGGCACACUAUCCAACUUCAUCAACCCUCCGAGUAUUAGUUAUCAGCAAACAGCAACCAACAUAGUGGUCUUGGUCAUCAUGAUAAUUGUGGUCCUUCUUCGACUCUAUACUCGAAUCUUUAUUGUCAAGUCCGUUAGCUAUGAUGACUGGGCAAUGAUUAUCUCUCUGCUCAUCUGCAUAACAUCUAUCGCGCUCUAUCAAGCACUGGUCCAUCUGGGUAUGGGACGACAUCUAUGGGAUGUCCCAGUAUCUCUGUUCUCUCCAUACUUUCUCCGGUUAUACCUUAUAGCCUCUGUAUUUUACAGCUCGUCGAUGCUUUCCAUCAAAAUCGCCAUCAUGCUACUGUAUCGCCGUCUUUUCCCGAUCCAAAACUUCUACUGGCGUUGGUGGGCCGUCUUUCUGUUCGCUAUCGGUUACUCUGUGGCUGGUAUCCUCACGGAGAUCUUUGACUGUACACCAGUUCACUUUCAAUGGGACAUCUUUGCCGAAGGAAAAUGCAUUAAUCGCCCAGCUUUCUAUAUCGCGAACGCUGUGUGCAACUCUGUCAGCGAUUUAUUGAUCCUUGCACUACCAAUCCCGAUUGUAUGGAAUCUUGCACUCACUCGCAAGAAGAAAAUCACUCUGUCCUUGGUGUUUGCCAUGGGUUCUGCUGGGUGUAUCGUCAGCAUCAUCCGUCUCAGAAGUAUUAUUGCCUACCUUCAGCAAGGUGACGGCGAUUUAACUUAUACCAUCACCGACUUCGUUGUUUGGUCCGCUAUCGAAACGAUGAUGUCUAUGGUUUGCACUUGCGUUCCCACGCUCAAGCCUCUUUUCGAACGCUAUUUUCGCGGCAUCUUCUCGGGUAGUACACACGACUCGAAACCUACUGGCCAAUACUACAGGACCGAUGAGAGACAGAUAGAUCACAAUCGCAAAGGUUCCAACAUGGAUCCAUUUGGCGCUAAUAUCGAGCUGCACAGACAUAAGAAUAAGGCACAGAUCACUGCGAAUAACGUGGACUCGGAUACGGACAGUACGAAUGAGAUACUUGCUCAUCGACUGUCGACUGUUGAAGAUCAUGUUGUGGAUGACAGAGGCACAAGCGGUAUCGUGGUAUCCCACUCGUAUCAAGUGCGGACAACGGUCGAUUCUUGA
Messenger RNA from Aureobasidium subglaciale EXF-2481, 1185 nucleotides. RefSeq lists its product as uncharacterized. The transcript is spliced from 4 exons. Lineage: Eukaryota; Fungi; Ascomycota; Dothideomycetes; Dothideales; Saccotheciaceae. Bases 1 to 1185 code for a protein of 394 amino acids. The record is from RefSeq and is a predicted model, not a curated record.